Messenger RNA from Cajanus cajan (pigeon pea), 699 nucleotides. RefSeq lists its product as uncharacterized. NCBI's taxonomy places the organism in Eukaryota, Viridiplantae, Streptophyta, Magnoliopsida, Fabales, Fabaceae. The record is from RefSeq and is a predicted model, not a curated record.
GGAGUAUCCUAUUAAUGUGUUUGAUAAUGAAGAUGAAGUGUGUGUGUUGGGUUGGGUUAGGUUAGGUUAGGUUAGGUUAUUGUAUGCCAUGAGCAUGGAAGCCUCCGAACUGAGCAGCAGUAGUGAAGACAUUCGAUGCCAUCACUGCGCAGGACCUCUCUCCAACCAGAUGGAAACCACUCACUGGACCGUAUCGCCUCUUAUCAGGGAUAGCUUUUCUAUGAUUGGUUCUGCGGUUGGCGGCACUGCAAGUGCAUUUUAUGGAUUCAAUCUCGUUAUGCCGGUUGUCCAGAGAAGGAUAAAGGGACCCAUGUGGUUGCAUUUUCUCAUUGGUGCACCACCAGUGAUAGUAUUCUCUUCAGCUUGUGCAGGACUGGCAGGUGGGGCUGUUCCUGCUGCAGCACAACUUGUUUCCUCGUCUUAUAAUGCAGCAUACUCAACUUCUACCUUACCUCCGCCAUCAAAGGAUGGAAAUAUUCAAAAGUCAAGAAAAUGAUAUAAUAUGCUUUCAUUCUCUGAUCACGCAUUCAUGAUGAGUGUGCUGAGAGUUUUGUUUUUCAUGUGUAAAUACUGCUCUUGAACUCAGUAUGUUUGGAUGAGAGGAAAGAUAAUAGAAAGGGAAAAAAAUACAUAGAUAACAAUGUUUUUUAUUUUGUUUGACUGAAGAGGAUGUAAAAGAAAAAUAAAGAAAAAAAGUUG